Cloeon dipterum is the source of this 1893-nucleotide messenger RNA. RefSeq names its product ATP-binding cassette subfamily G member 4-like. NCBI's taxonomy places the organism in Eukaryota, Metazoa, Arthropoda, Insecta, Ephemeroptera, Baetidae. The record is from RefSeq and is a predicted model, not a curated record. Bases 72 to 1889 code for a protein of 605 amino acids. Gene Ontology annotation, biological process: transmembrane transport. Gene Ontology annotation, cellular component: membrane. The transcript is spliced from 10 exons. Gene Ontology annotation, molecular function: ABC-type transporter activity; ATP binding; ATP hydrolysis activity.
GCGUGCGGAAUGGUUUGUGUUUCGUCUCUCUUUGUCUAGGUUUUCUGCCAAUUUGUUGAUUUUAAAACAAAAUGGGUGCUGACGUUGAGGAAGAAACGAUUCCACCGUCCUGCGUGGACAUCGAAUUCCAAGACCUUUCUUACAAAGCAGGAGGGAAAACGAUAUUACAUGGUUUGAAUGGAUUUUUCAAAUCUGGCCAAAUUUCUGGGAUUCUCGGCCCAUCUGGUGCCGGAAAAAGCUCAAUGAUGGACAUUCUCAUCGGUUAUAAGACUGCCGGUGUGAGUGGCAACAUUCUGACAAACGGUCGGAAACGUGAGAUGUGCAACUUUAAUAAAAUUUCCUGCUACAUUCAGCAGAAGGAACUCGUGCAACCGCAUUUAUACGUCGAUGAGGCCAUGCACGUGGCCGCCUGCCUCAAACUAGGGCCUAUCGUGACCAAAGAAAAGCGAACGCUGAUAAUUAAUGAAAUUUUGGAAACAAUUGGCCUUUUGGAGUGUCGGCGGACGAAAUCGGAGAGGCUAAGCGGCGGGCAGAAGAAGCGGCUGAGCAUCGCGCUUGAGCUCAUCAGCAACCCUCCCGUCCUCUUCCUGGACGAACCCACCACGGGCCUGGACGUGGUUGCAGCAACGCAGUGCAUCAAACACCUGAGCUCAGUGGCCGCUCAGGGCCGCACCGUCGUCUGCACGAUCCACCAGCCAAGUGCCCUGAUUUUCUCGAUUUUCCAGCACGUCUACUUCCUGACUGACGGAUUCUGCGUUUACCAGGGACAGGCCGACAGGAUAGUAGAUUUUUUGGCUUCAGUCAAUUUACCUUGUCCUCAGUACAACAAUCCCGCUGAUUACGUGGUGGAGCUGUCGCACGGAUCGCCGAUGCAAGUCGCCGUUCUGAGCGACACCAUCCAAAACGGCAGACGCAGCAUAGGAAUCAACGCGUUUUGCCAGCCUUCAUCUACUUUACAAUUAGCGGAUAGAAACCUGCCAGACGGGUUUGCAAAAUUUCCUACGUCAACGUGGUACCAGUUCCAAGUACUGGUGCGCAGGAUGCUUCUACAAACCUCAAGGAGCAAGGCUAUGUUGAGGAUGAUGUUGAUAUACCACCUGUUGUGCUCAUUACUGCUGGGCGGAAUAUUCCAAGAUAUAGGAAACGAUGCCGGAAAGGCCUACGAAAACGUCAAAUUCUUCGCCAGCGUGACUGUGUUUUUCUUGUAUUUUCACAUAAUGGCAGCAGUGAUUGUUUUUCCCGGGGAAAUCGAAUUGUUGCGGAGAGAGUACUUCAACCGCUGGUAUGGUUUGAAGCCCUAUUUUUUCGCCGCCACAGUCGCCAGACUGCCAGCACAGCUCGUCUUAGGGUUGGUUUUCAUGGUGAUCACCUACUACAUGACCGGGCAGCCCCUGGAGGCAUCUAGAUUCGCGCCUUUUGUCAUCAUUUGUUUGCUCAACGCUGCUAUCUCGGAGACGCUCGGACUUCUCAUUGGAUCUUUUUUGCCAUUAACGCAAGGUGCAGCGGUAGCACCAUCAGUGGCUUGUUUCAACUUCAUGCUAGCGAUGUACGGCAUCGGCUUUGGCCCCGAAAUGGAACCCUUUUGGGCCACGCUCCAGUCAUGCUCAUACAUCAAGUACAUAUUCACGGGCUAUGUGCUCGACAUGUACGGCCCUGACCGAGGCGUGCUGCCCUGCAAGGAUGAUGUCUACUGCCACUUCAGGCGACCCUCGGAGCUGCUGAAAAUGUUGGGGUUGCUCGGCUCGGAUCUGUCUGUCCAAAUUGUCGUUCUUACCGCAUUUUUGGUUUUCUAUAAAUCACUCUCGUAUUUCGCUCUUAAAUUAAGACUAACGCCUGAGUAUUGGAGCACAGUGGUGAAUAAUCUGAAUUUUUUAGGGAGGAAUUCGUGAGAAA